AUGACGCGAUUUCUACAAGGUAAUCUGAAUAGAUGUGCCUUGGCGCAGAAUCUACUGCGCCAACGUAUCUUUGAAGAUAAGAUCGAUAUAUGCCUUAUCUGCGAGCAAUAUAUGAAUAUUCAAGAUAAAUCAUGGUUCGCAGAUAAAACUGGCACGGCAGCAAUAUGGAUCACAAACUCGAAGAAGAUCUUCGUCAAUGACAACGGAAACGGAGAGGGUUUUGUCUGGAUCAAGACUCCUACGACCUACUGUGUGAGCGUCUACCUUUCACCAAAUGAAGGGAUUAGCGUAUUUCGCCAGAAAAUGGCAAACAUAGAAGAUACUCUCAGCAAAUUUGACGGAGAAGUCAUUAUAGCUGGUGAUUUCAACGCGAAAUCGGCUGAAUGGGGCGCCGAAUACUCGGACACUAGAGGAAAUGACGUAGCAGACUUUGCUGCAAGAUUAGACCUUACUGUGUUAAAUACUGGGAGUAUUACAACUUUUAGAAGACCAGGAUAUCAGGAAUCUAUUCUCGACAUUACGUUUGCCACUCCAAGGACAGCGAACAUGAUUGGAGACUGGACUGUAUCUGAAGAGUAUAGUGGCAGUGAUCAUCAACAUGUGACAUUUAGUAUUGGAUCCGGUCCGACUAGACCAAGCAACUUUUGCAAGCGAAGGUGGAAUGCCAAGAAGCUUGACCAGGAAGCGUUGCGAGCAGCCCUCGAGCAAAACGCAUCUAUUCUUCAAGCUGAUCCAAAACUAAGUACCCGCAGAGAAACGGAAGAAACGGUCCUUAAAACUAUGAACGCUAUUGUCACCUCAUGUAACGCCUCUAUGCCACGACCAAAAAACCAGGGUGUGCACAGUCCAGCAUAUUGGUGGUCAUCAGAGAUAGCAGAACUACGGAAAAGAUGCCACGCAUUACGUCGCCGGGCCACAAGAGCUGCAAAACGCUCCCCCUACCAAGAUUUGUAUACAAACGAGUACAAACAGGCAAAAGAGAACCUAAAUAAAGCCAUAAAAUCAGCUAAAGCCGGAUUGUGGAAGGAAAUUUGCAAUGACCUUGACAAAGAUCUCUGGGGAAAAGCCUAUCAAAUCGUUACAAAACGACUUGGUAGAGCUUUACCAGAAGCACCGAAAUCUCCUGCUUUGAUGAAUUCUAUCGUAGCGGAACUAUUCCCUAAACAUCCGCCAAGGAAAAGAGACAAAUACGUGGAAAGCAGUGAAACCACACCCUUCACUGUCAAGGAACUCCAAGAUGCGGCGAGAACCAUAAAAGCUGGCAAAGCACCAGGCCCUGAUGGCAUCCCAGCCUCAGUGAUCAAGACUGUAGCCUUGGAAUUUCCGUAUUUCUUCUGA
Molecule: messenger RNA, 1338 nt
Organism: Ctenocephalides felis (cat flea)
Lineage: Eukaryota; Metazoa; Arthropoda; Insecta; Siphonaptera; Pulicidae
Exons: 1
Coding region: 1-1338 (445 amino acids)
Molecular function (GO): catalytic activity
Source: RefSeq, a predicted model, not a curated record